Molecule: messenger RNA, 3668 nt
Organism: Drosophila grimshawi
Lineage: Eukaryota; Metazoa; Arthropoda; Insecta; Diptera; Drosophilidae
Gene: dre4
Product: FACT complex subunit spt16
Exons: 9
Coding region: 114-3479 (1121 amino acids)
Biological process (GO): positive regulation of transcription elongation by RNA polymerase II; transcription elongation by RNA polymerase II
Cellular component (GO): FACT complex
Molecular function (GO): nucleosome binding
Source: RefSeq, a predicted model, not a curated record
CGCGCAUUUUUUUGCAAAACGUUCGUCUGGCGGAAUUUGGCGAUAUAAAUGUGUUAAAUUAUUUAGUAAGGCGAGCAAUUAUUUGAACAACGCAUUCAGUUUUAGUUGACAUCAUGUCGAGCUUUGUGCUGGAUAAAGAAUCAUUUGUGCGUCGAAUAAAACGCCUCUAUACAGAAUGGAAGGCGCCGAGCACUGGCCAUGAUGAUGCGCUGAGUAAUCUGGACUGCAUCAUGAGCGUAGUGGGUGUGGACGAAGAUGUUAUCUACUCCAAAUCCAUGGCACUCCAGCUCUGGCUCCUUGGCUAUGAGUUGACGGACACAAUUUCGGUGUUUGCCUCGGAUGCCAUCUAUUUUUUGACCAGUAAGAAGAAAAUCGAGUUCCUCAAACAGGCUCAAAACAUCAGCGAAGAGGGUGUACCCGAAAUAAAGCUACUCGUCCGCGAUCGUAAUGAUAAAGAUCAGGCGAACUUUGAGAAGCUCAUCAAGACCAUACAAGACUCGAGGAAGGGCAAACGCCUGGGCGUCUUUACUAAGGAUGCUUUUCCGGGUGAAUUUAGUGAAUCCUGGAAAAAGAUGCUCACGGCCGGCAAGUUUGAACAUGUGGACAUCAGCACGAUUAUUGCGUAUCUGAUGUGCCCCAAGGAUGAGUCAGAGAUAAACAAUAUACGUAAAGCUUCGUUGGUUUCCAUGGACAUAUUCAACAAAUAUCUAAAGGAUGAAAUCAUGGACAUCAUCGAUUCGGAUAAGAAAGUUAAACACACCAAGUUGUCGGAUGGCUGUGAAGCAGCUAUUGGAGAGAAGAAAUACACCAGCGGACUGGAUCCCCGAUUAUUGGACAUGGCCUAUCCGCCCAUUAUUCAGUCGGGCGGCGCUUACAGCUUGAAGUUCUCUGCGGCUGCUGACAAAAAUCAUUUGCAUUUCGGUGUGAUUGUGUGCUCGCUGGGCGCGCGCUACAAAUCCUACUGUUCCAAUAUAUCGCGUACAUUUCUGGUGAAUCCCACGGAGGCAAUGCAGGACAAUUACACGUUUCUGGUAAAUGUGCAAGAGGAAAUACUCAAACUGCUUGUCCCAGGCGCCAAACUGUGCGAAGUGUAUGAGAAAACGCUGGCCUAUGUGAAAAAGGAGAAGCCCAGCAUGGUGGAGAAUCUAACGAAGAGCUUUGGCUUUGCCAUGGGUCUGGAAUUUCGAGAGAAUUCCAUUGUCAUAGGGCCCAAGUGCAAGGCGCUCAUUAAGAAGAAUAUGGUCUUCAAUUUGCACGUGGGCAUUUCGAAUUUAACCAAUCCCGAUGCGGCCGACAAGGAGGGCAAAAACUAUGCUCUUUUUAUUGGGGACACUGUGUUGGUUGGCGACCAGGCGCCAGCCAGUGUAAUGACACCAUCCAAGAAGAAGAUCAAAAACGUUGGCAUCUUUAUCAAAGACGACGACGACGAGGAGGAGGAUGUGGAUGAUAAGAAGACAACCAAGUCAGAUCAUAGCACUGAAAUACUCGGUCGCAGCAAGCGCAACGCUGUCCUAGAUUCCAAGCUGCGCAACGAGAUUAACACCGAGGAGAAGCGCAAGGAGCAUCAGCGUGAGCUCGCCCAGCAGCUCAAUGAGCGCGCCAAGGAGCGCCUGGCCAAGCAGGGCAACUCCAAGGAGGUGGAAAAGGUGCGCAAAAAUACCGUCUCCUAUAAAUCCAUGAGUCAAAUACCACGAGAGCCAGAGGUCAAGGAGCUGAAAUUGUAUGUGGACAAGAAGUAUGAGACGGUCAUAAUGCCCGUCUUUGGCAUACAGGUGCCGUUCCACAUAUCCACCAUUAAGAACAUUUCGCAAUCCGUCGAAGGCGAGUACACCUAUCUGCGCAUCAACUUCUUUCACCCAGGUGCCACCAUGGGACGCAACGAGGGUGGACUCUAUCCGCAACCGGAGGCGACCUUUGUUAAGGAAGUCACCUAUCGCAGCUCAAAUAUGAAGGAGCACGGUGCCGUAGCUGCUCCAUCAGCCAAUCUAAACAAUGCGUUCCGUCUCAUUAAAGAGGUGCAGAAGCGAUUCAAGACCCGCGAGGCCGAGGAGCGUGAAAAGGAGGAUCUUGUGAAGCAGGAUACGCUCAUAUUGUCACAGAACAAGGGCAAUCCCAAGCUAAAGGAUCUGUACAUACGCCCAAAUAUUGUGACGAAGCGCAUGACUGGCAGCCUGGAGGCGCACACCAAUGGAUUCCGUUACAUCUCCGUGCGCGGCGACAAAGUGGACAUUCUGUACAACAACAUCAAGAGCGCAUUCUUUCAGCCCUGCGAUGGUGAAAUGCUUAUCCUGUUGCACUUUCAUCUCAAAUAUGCGAUUAUGUUUGGCAAGAAGAAGCAUUUGGAUGUGCAGUUCUACACGGAGGUGGGCGAGAUCACCACAGAUCUGGGCAAGCAUCAGCAUAUGCACGAUCGCGACGAUUUGGCCGCCGAGCAGGCGGAACGUGAACUGCGCCACAAGCUGAAGACGGCAUUCAAGAGUUUCUGUGAGAAGGUCGAGGCGAUGACCAAGGCGCAGGUUGAAUUCGAUACGCCGUUCCGUGAACUGGGUUUCCCGGGUGCUCCAUUCCGCAGUACGGUCACACUCCAGCCGACGUCCGGCUCAUUGGUCAAUCUCACAGAGUGGCCGCCAUUUGUCAUCACGCUGGACGAUGUGGAGCUGGUGCAUUUCGAGCGCGUUCAGUUCCAUCUACGCAACUUUGACAUGAUCUUCGUGUUCAAGGAGUACAUCAGGAAGGUGGCAAUGGUUAAUGCCAUACCUAUGAACAUGCUCGAUCACGUCAAGGAGUGGCUGAAUUCCUGCGACAUUCGUUAUUCUGAGGGUGUCCAAUCGCUCAACUGGCAAAAGAUUAUGAAGACCAUCACCGAUGAUCCCGAAGGUUUCUUCGAGCAGGGCGGCUGGACGUUUUUGGACCCGGAAUCGGGCAGCGAGGAUGAUAACGAAUCCGCCGAGUCUGAGGAGGAUGAGGCUUACAAUCCCACAGAUGCUGAGUCCGACGAUGAGACCGAUGAAGAUGAUUCCGAAUACUCUGAGGCUUCCGAAGACGAAAGCGAUGAUAGCGAUGAUCUGGGCAGCGAUGAGGAAUCUGGCAAGGAUUGGUCGGAUCUGGAGCGUGAAGCCGCCGAAGAGGAUCGCAACAACGAUUACAAUGUGGAUGAUAAGCGCAACGGCAAAUUCGAAUCGAAGAAGCACAGCAAGAGCUCAAAGCACAGUCGUCGCGAGCGUGAGGAGCAGCGAUCGUCGCACAGUAAAAAGCAUAAGUCGAAUUCCUCCUCUUCUUCACAUUUAAAAUCCUCCAGCUCCAAACAUGGCAGCUCAUCUAGCCCAUCGAAAUCGUCGUCGAAGGCUUAUCAUAAUCGCGACAAGCAUCAUUCCUCCUCAUCGUCGGGACACAAAAGCAGCAGCAAGGAUAAGGAUCGCAAGCGUUCGCGCGAGGACAGUCGGGACAAUGGCCACAAAUCGAAGAAGUCUCGACGUUAAGGAUACACACACACACAUGCACACAACUAGCAGUAAUACUGGAACACACACACUAAACACACACACACACACACACACAUACAAUCUACCAUAACCCUAGGUUAAUAGCUGUCUAUUAUGCAUACAUCCUGUACAUUUCGAUCGAUAUACACACUCACGCACACACACUCGUGCAGACACACACACACA